AUGGCUCCUACGCAGAACAACGCCUCAAAGGCAUCCAAGGUCAAGACACCCCAAGCUGGCAUCCAGAAACCAAGCAGAGGUGCUCAGAACAAGAAGUCUGGACCUCGUACUACCAGAAAGACUGCCACCGAGUCAUCUGUUCCCGCUGUAACACCGAGCAACGCCAGCGACUUACAGGAGGGAGAAGGAAGAUGGGUAUGGACGGAGAACCCGCCGACCAAAGAUCAGACUGCCUUGAACGGUCGUCAAAAGGGCCGCAGCCUGGUUCAAUGGAACCGCAAGUAA
This is a messenger RNA of Colletotrichum spaethianum, 285 nucleotides long. RefSeq lists its product as uncharacterized. The record is from RefSeq and is a predicted model, not a curated record. NCBI's taxonomy places the organism in Eukaryota, Fungi, Ascomycota, Sordariomycetes, Glomerellales, Glomerellaceae. The coding region runs from base 1 to 285 and encodes 94 amino acids. The transcript has a single exon.